Messenger RNA from Corticium candelabrum, 1478 nucleotides. RefSeq names its product C-terminal-binding protein-like. Gene Ontology annotation, biological process: regulation of transcription by RNA polymerase II. Bases 23 to 1054 code for a protein of 343 amino acids. The transcript is spliced from 2 exons. The record is from RefSeq and is a predicted model, not a curated record. Gene Ontology annotation, cellular component: nucleus. Gene Ontology annotation, molecular function: NAD binding; oxidoreductase activity, acting on the CH-OH group of donors, NAD or NADP as acceptor; transcription corepressor activity. Lineage: Eukaryota; Metazoa; Porifera; Homoscleromorpha; Homosclerophorida; Plakinidae.
CGGACGCGAGAACGAGCUCUGCAUGGCUCUCCCUCUCGUUGUCGUGCUGGGUUCCGAGAAUGUCAGCGUCGAGCAGGAUAUUCUCGGUAGUAUUGCGACAGUAAUCGGGACGGAUCCUCACCAGACACGUCACGUUCCGGACGAAAUCGCGUCUCGUGUGUCUGCAGUCUCCGCUUGGCAUACAGCCAGAGUCGACAGAGAGCUUUUGAAACGCAUGAAAAAUUGCAAAAUAGUAGUUUGUUGCGGGGCAGGGUAUGACAACGUUGAUGCUCAAGCUGCAGGCCAGCUGGGAAUCGCAGUCUCAAACGCUCCCGCUUACGGCACCGAGGAGGUGGCCGAUUCUGCAAUGUGUCUCAUUCUCAAUUUGCAUCGACGUACGCUCCAUCUUGAGCGUUGCCUUCGGGAAGGCAAAAUGGGAGACGGGGGCGUGGAAUGCCAGCUGCGCGAGGCGACCGGUGCCAGACGUAUACGAGGCAAAGUGCUGGGCCUCGUUGGCUUGGGCCGGAUUGGUACAGCGGUUGCAUUGAGAGCCAAGCCGUUUGGAUUCGAUAUUGUUUGCUAUGAUCCGUUUCUAUUAGAAGGGAUCGAGAAGGCAGUGGGAGUGAGGCGAGUCUAUUGUCUCGAGGAGUUGUUGUCUCAAAGCGACUGUGUCUCUCUGCAUUGUUAUUUGAACGACGACAAUCGUCAUAUGAUUAAUGAGAAGACACUCGGGUAUAUGAAACCUGGGGCGUUUAUUGUGAAUACUGCCAGAGGCGGAUUGAUCGAUGAAAACGCGUUGGCGGAGGCUUUGAAAAGUGGUCACGUAGCGGCGGCUGCUCUCGAUGUCCAGGAGAAGGAACCGUUCGAUAGCAAGAGCAGUUCUCUUGGUCAAGCUCCCAACGUGAUCUGUACUCCACACGUGGCUUGGUAUAGUGACUGUGCGUGGCCCGAUUGUCUGAAAUUCACUGCUGAAGAAAUUGGCAGGGGGCUAGUCGGAACGUCGCCUUUCACGAGUGGCCUUCGAAGUUGGGUAAACACGGAAAGCUAUGAAGAUCAAGGAAGGUGGACAUGUUAAAAGGCUCCUUUCUCUCGGGUCUUGUUUGAUUGUUUUCCUACGUCCACGAGUUGCUCUAAUGGCACCAACAAACAUUAGGAACGCUGUGUCAGUGGAUGAGACUGCUCUCAUAUAUAGGCACUCUUAUUUAUAACUGAAGAAAAAUUAACUUGCGUCUGUAUUCUUCUGUCUAUGAUAUUGAUCCUCAUAACAGUUUGGUUAUUUCUACCCGUGAAACUGUACUGAGUACUCAUGGUUUUCCUAGUCUGUUAACCCUUAACCUGUGAGGGUUAACAGACCAGUUAAGAUGGAGCAUCCUGGAACAGUUAGGCUCGCAGUGCAGGAUAUAACGACUCCUGGUUGACUGGACACUCACAAAAAGUUAUCGGGCAUCCUAAUUUGGCUUGCGGCAGUAAUAAUAAAUCUAAAUAUGUAUAUGGCAUCA